This is a messenger RNA of Coffea arabica (coffee), 1839 nucleotides long. The record is from RefSeq and is a predicted model, not a curated record. Lineage: Eukaryota; Viridiplantae; Streptophyta; Magnoliopsida; Gentianales; Rubiaceae.
CUGCCAAAAAUCUUACCAUUUACGUACCCUUGUACCAAGCUGCGCUUAAGGGUGAUUGGGAAAGGGCUAAAGCAUUUAUGACAAGGCAUCCUGGGGCUUUAACCGCAACAAUCACUAAAGGCUGGGAAAGAGCUCUCCACAUUGCUGCUGGUGCCAAACAAGUCAAGUUUGUUGAGGAGUUGGUUGAAUUAAUGGAUCCACCAGAAUUGGCUGCACAAAACAAAUUUGGUAACACGGCACUUUGCUUUGCAGCAGCAUCUGGAAUUACAAGGAUUGCAGAAUUGAUGGUGUCAAAGAAUAAUGAAUUGCCAAUGGUGAGGGGUAGUAAAGGAGUUACACCCCUUCACAUGGCAGCCUUACUAGGUUAUAGAGAUAUGGUGUGGUAUCUUGUGUCAGUAACUGAUCCUCAAUGUUUAACCAAAGAAGACUACGUUAGCCUGAUUAUUGCAACUAUAAGUACCGAUCUAUAUGAUGUAGCUCUGCAUAUAAUUCAAUGCAAACCAGAAUUGGCAGUUGAACGUGAUCCUAACGGGGAGACAGCACUUCAUGUUUUGGCACGAAAGCCUUCAGCAUUCUGUUCCAAGAAUGGACUGGGAGUCUGGCAGAGAUGCAUUUACCCUUCGCACCUAUUGUUCGAUAGACUUCUUCAUCGUGCAACAGAAAAGAUAGGAAUCCAAGAAGUAUUUGAGAGAAAACUGAAGCACUUCCAAGCUCUCGAGUUAUUGAAAUGCAUUUGGAAACAGGUUAUGUUGUUGGAUGACUCGCAAAUUGGGAAGUUACUCAGAGGUCCAUCAAGACCUCUUUUUGUUGCUGCGGAGUGUGGAAACUUUGAGUUCAUUGUUGAGCUACUGCGCUCCUAUCCUGAUCUCAUUUGGAAGGUGGAUGAACAAAGCCAAAGCUUCUUUCACAUUGCAGUCAUACACCGCCAAGAAAGGAUCUUCAAACUAAUUUACCAAAUAGGAGCUCUUAAAGAUUUGAUUACAUCUUACAAAAGCACAAAUAACAGUAACAUAUUACACCUUGCUGCUAAGUUAGCAGCCCCAAAUAGAUUAAACAUAGUUUCAGGAGCAGCCCUACAAAUGCAGAGAGAGUUACUAUGGUUUAAGGAGGUAGAGAAGAAUGUCCAACCGUUGUAUAAGGAGAUGAGGGAUUCAGAAGGACGAAUGCCACAUAUGUUAUUCACUCAGGAGCACAAGGCAUUACUUAAAAGUGGAGAAAGGUGGAUGAAGGAUACUGCCUCAUCAUGUAUGCUUGUUGCUACACUCAUAACCACUGUGAUGUUUGCAGCCAUCUUCACAGUACCUGGAGGCAAUAAUAAUGACACAGGCACACCAAUUUUUCUCAAAGACAAAGCUUUCAUAAUCUUUUCCAUAUCCGAUGCACUUGCUCUCUUCUCAUCAGUGACUUCAAUCUUGAUGUUCUUGUCUAUUCUCACUUCACGGUAUGCAGAAGUAGAUUUCAUGGAAACAUUACCAAAGAGGUUGAUCAUUGGCCUUAUGACACUCUUCUUCUCCAUAGCUUCCAUGCUUAUAGCUUUUAGUGCAAGCUUUUCAAUUGUACAUGGCCAUAAGAUAGCAUGGAUUAUCAUUCCAGUGGCACUAGCUGCUUGUAUUCCUGUCUUGUUAUUUGCAUUUUCUCAGUUUCCCCUGGUAGCUGACAUGUUUCAUUCAAGUUAUGGUUCAGGAAUAUUUGCCCAGGAACCUACAGAUGUUCUUUUCUAGAUCAGCUAAAUGAAAAUAAUUAUGGACUACUGUUGGAUUCAUAUGUAUUCUUUUCAUUGUACUCACUACUUCAACAGUCAUUCCAUCCAAUAAAUCCAGGUCUUUCCAUUUCAUUAAA